AUGGCGCAGCCCACACAGGACUCUUCCCACCUGCGCAAGCAGGACCUCAGCAGCCUCGACGUGACUAAGCUGACGUCGCUGGCGCCCGAGGUGAUCAGCAGGCAGGCGACCAUCAACAUCGGAACCAUCGGUCACGUCGCGCACGGCAAGUCUACCGUCGUGCACGCGCUGUCUGGCGUGCAUACCGUCCGUUUCAAGCACGAGAAGGAGCGUAACAUCACCAUCAAGCUGGGUUACGCCAACGCGAAGAUCUACAAGUGCACCAACCCCGAGUGCCCCGCCCCCGACUGCUACAAGUCGUACGGGAGCAGCAAGGAGGACGAGCCUCCCUGCCCUCGUCCGGGCUGCGGCCACAAGAUGGAGCUCAAGCGCCACGUGUCGUUCGUGGACUGCCCGGGGCACGACAUUCUGAUGGCCACGAUGCUGAACGGAGCGGCGGUGAUGGACGCCGCUCUGCUGCUGGUGGCCGGCAACGAGUCGUGCCCGCAGCCGCAGACUUCCGAGCACCUCGCGGCCGUGGAGAUCAUGAGGCUGAAGAACAUCAUCAUCUUGCAGAACAAGGUGGAGCUCAUCAAGGAGUCGCAGGCCAUCCAGCGCCAGGAGGAGAUCAAGCGCUUCGUGUCCGGCACCGCCGCUGACAACGCGCCGAUCAUCCCCAUCAGCGCCGUGCUGAACUACAACAUCGACGUCAUCUGCGAGUACCUGGUGACGCAGGUGGCGGUGCCUAAGCGCGACUUCGUGCUGCCGCCGCAGAUGAUCGUGAUCCGUUCGUUCGACGUGAACAAGCCCGGUGAGCUGGUGGAGAACCUGCAGGGGGGCGUUGCUGGCGGCAGCAUUUUGCACGGCGUGCUCAAGGUCGGCGACCAGAUCGAGUGCAGGCCCGGCAUCAUCUCCAAGGACUCCAACGGCAACAUUCAGUGCAAGCCGAUCAUCUCGCGCAUCGUGUCGCUGUUCGCUGAGCAGAACGACCUCCAAUUUGCCGUGCCUGGAGGGCUGGUCGGUGUCGGUACCGCCAUGGACCCCACCCUGACCAGGGCCGACCGGCUCGUGGGCCAGGUCAUCGGGCACGUGGGCAAGCUGCCCGACUGCUUCAUCGAGAUUGAGAUGUCGUACUACCUCCUAAGGCGCCUCCUCGGUAUCAAGGCACCGGACGGCGACAGGAGCACCAAGGUGUCCAAGCUGAAGAAGGGCGAGUUCCUCAUGAUCAACAUCGGUUCAACGUCCGUCGGCGGCCGCGUGAGCGGCAUAAAGCCUGACAUGGCGAAGUUCGAGCUCACUGGCCCCGUCUGCACCCGCGUGGGCGACAAGGUCGCGCUCAGCAGGAGGGUCGACAAGCACUGGAGGCUCAUCGGCUGGGGCCAGAUCAACAAGGGCAAGGCGCUGACCUUGCAGAAGUAG
Molecule: messenger RNA, 1398 nt
Organism: Babesia bigemina
Lineage: Eukaryota; Apicomplexa; Aconoidasida; Piroplasmida; Babesiidae
Product: translation initiation factor 2 gamma subunit , putative
Exons: 2
Coding region: 1-1398 (465 amino acids)
Biological process (GO): formation of translation preinitiation complex; positive regulation of translational fidelity
Cellular component (GO): cytosol; eukaryotic translation initiation factor 2 complex
Molecular function (GO): tRNA binding; translation initiation factor activity; GTP binding
Source: RefSeq, a predicted model, not a curated record